Molecule: messenger RNA, 684 nt
Organism: Vombatus ursinus (common wombat)
Lineage: Eukaryota; Metazoa; Chordata; Mammalia; Diprotodontia; Vombatidae
Product: vomeronasal type-1 receptor 3-like
Exons: 2
Coding region: 1-684 (227 amino acids)
Biological process (GO): G protein-coupled receptor signaling pathway
Cellular component (GO): membrane
Molecular function (GO): pheromone receptor activity
Source: RefSeq, a predicted model, not a curated record
AUGCAAGUUUGGGGUUUGAAAUCUUUUCUGGAUGACUAUGAUGGUAAAAUCAUAUCUUACUUCCAGAGUGUGUUCCGAGACCUUUCCAUGUGCAGCUCCUGCCUUCUGGCUGUUUUCCAGGCAAUCACCAUUAGUCCCAACAGCCCCAGGUGGGCAGAGCUCAAAGCCAGAGCUUCAAAGUACGUCAUUCUCUGCUGUGUUUUCUGCUGGAUCUUCAAUCUUCUAGUAGACAUUACUGUGGUUGUGUACAUAGCUGGUCCCAAGAACAGCAGCAAGGGGAGAUGGAACAUUGGGUACAGCUCUUUAGACAUUUAUGACAUGAAUACGAUCAAAAUUGUCAUCCUCAAAUCUGUUUAUGAAGGGGUGCUGGUGGGUCUGAUGGCCACUGCCAGUGGCUACAUGAUGCUGGUCCUGUGCAGACACCACCAGCGAGUGCAGCACAUUCAUAGCAGCAGCCUCACCCACAGGGGCUCCCCUGAAACACGAGCCACCAAGAACAUCUUGCUGCUGCUAAGUGAACCGAACCAGCUGCUGCACUCCUGUUCCCGCCAUGCUAACUCUAGUUCUGUUUGUGUCUGUGAGACAAUCAAUUUGGAGACUGUUCCUACAGGAACCAGGAACCCAUUGGACUCACAUGAGCAUGCGAGGGGGGGGAUGGCUAAGAAUGAUUAUGUCAUGGUCUAG